Molecule: messenger RNA, 3697 nt
Organism: Prionailurus viverrinus (fishing cat)
Lineage: Eukaryota; Metazoa; Chordata; Mammalia; Carnivora; Felidae
Gene: ACBD5
Product: acyl-CoA binding domain containing 5
Exons: 14
Coding region: 148-1758 (536 amino acids)
Biological process (GO): fatty acid metabolic process; autophagy of peroxisome
Cellular component (GO): peroxisome
Molecular function (GO): fatty-acyl-CoA binding
Source: RefSeq, a predicted model, not a curated record
GGCUCUGGGGCGGGGCUCUGGGGAGGGCGCGGACGGACCCACGGACCCUGUCGGGAUGGGGAGUGUGGCUGCUCCGCCAGGGUCCUGUGGGUGGGAGAGAGGCUCCGCGACCGCUGGUGGCCGGAGUCCCUCCGUGUUGUGCUAGAGAUGCUUUUCCUCUCGUUUCAUGCAGGCUCUUGGGAAAGCUGGUGCUGCUGCUGCCUGAUUCCAGCCGACAGAUCUUGGGACCGGGACCGGGGCCGGCGCUGGCGGCUGGAGAUGGCGGACACGAGAUCCGUGCACGAAACCAGGUUUGAGGCGGCGGUGAAGGUGAUCCAGAGUUUGCCGAAAAAUGGUUCAUUUCAGCCAACAAAUGAAAUGAUGCUCAAAUUCUAUAGCUUCUAUAAGCAGGCAACUGAAGGACCCUGUAAACUGUCGAGGCCUGGAUUCUGGGAUCCUAUUGGAAGAUAUAAAUGGGAUGCUUGGAGUUCACUGGGUGAUAUGACCAAAGAGGAAGCCAUGAUUGCGUAUGUUGAAGAAAUGAAAAAGAUUCUUGAAACUAUGCCGAUGACUGAGAAAGUUGAAGAGUUGCUACAUGUCAUAGGCCCAUUUUAUGAAAUUGUAGAAGACAAAAAGAGUAGCAAAAGUUCUGACUUAACCUCAGUCCGACUGGAGAAAAUCUCUAAAUACUUAGAAGAUCUUGGUAACGUUCUGACUUCUACUCCAAAUGCCAAAACUGUUAAUGGUAAAGCCGAAAGCAGUGAUAGUGGAGCUGAGUCUGAGGAAGAAGAGGCCCAAGAAGAAGUGAAAGGAGCGGAACAGAGUGCUAAUGAUAAGAAAAUGAUGAAGAAAUCUGCAGAUCAUAAGAAUUUGGAAAUCAUUGUUACUAAUGGCUAUGAUAAAGACACCUCCACUCAAGAUAUACAGAAUGACAUUCAUGCCAGUGCUUCCUUGACUGGGAAAAAUGCUGAAGAAAUAAAGGCUGUAGAUGAAAAUUUGGAGCAAACUGGAAAAACUGCUGUCUGCAUUCACCAAGAGAUAAAUGAUGAUCAUGUUGAAGAUAUUUCAGGAAUUCAGCAUUUGACAAGUGAUUCAGACAGUGAGGUCUACUGUGAUUCCAUGGAACAGUUUGGACAAGAAGAGUCUUUAGACAGCUUUACGUCAAACAGCAGACCAUUUCGUUAUUACUUGAGUGGUGAUCCCAAUCAGCCCUUGGAAAGUCCUGGUUUUCCUGAAGAUGUUCAAGGAUCUCCGGGAAAUGGCAACAUUGGGGAUAUGCACGUGGUAGCAGUUGAAGGAAAAGGUGAAGUAAAGCAUGGAGGAGAAGAUGGCCGAAGUAACAGUGGAGCACCACACCGUGAGAGACGGGGUGGAGAAAAUGAGGAAUUCUCUAAUGUCAGAAGAGGGAGAGGGUAUAGAAUGCAACACUUGAGUGAAGGAUACAAGGGUCGGCAAGUGGGAAGUGGAGGUGAUGGGGAACGCUGGGGCUCAGACAGAGGGUCAAGAGGCAGCCUCAACGAACAGAUUGCUCUCGUCCUCAUGCGCCUGCAGGAGGAUAUGCAGAACGUCCUUCAGAGACUUCAUAAACUGGAAACGCUAACUGCUUCGCAGGCAAAAUCAUCAACAUUACAGACCAGUCAUCAGCCUCCCUCACAGAGACCAUCUUGGUGGCCCUUCGAGAUGUCUCCUGGUGCAUUAACUUUUGCUAUCGUAUGGCCUUUUAUUGCCCAGUGGUUGGUGCAUUUGUAUUAUCAAAGAAGGAGAAGAAAACUGAACUGAAGAAAAUGGUAUUUUACUCCAGAAGAUUACUGGGCCUGGAUGACCUCAGAAUGAAAUGGAAUGUGGAGCCCACAAGAGUAUCUUAACUGUUUGUGAUGAUUACACUUCUUUUUGUCGUCCAGUAGUUUGGUUUGUGUACAUAUAUACAUAUAUAUAUUUUGCACUACACAAAUAUAACAUUUUAAGGACUAAUAUUGCUGAUACUUGAAUAACUAAUCUCAACUAGGCUACAAGUAGCAUACAUAGACUUACCCUACCCUUAAACUUGAAGGACAUUAAAUUAUUAAUGAUUGUUUGGUAACACGUUUACCUGAUUAUCUCCCAUAGAGAACUAUAAGCUGCUUUUCCAAGGUACAGUUGUGAUAAUGAGAUCAGAUUUAUAACUGGAUAUUUUUAAUUUUCUAAAUUAAAUAUGAGAAAGAAUGCAAACCAGGAGUGAACUUCAAAUGCGUUAAAUCAACUUUCUAUCCUAGUCACUGAAUUGCCAUGCCAAGGAGCAGAAAACUGCUGGAAGAAUCUUCUCUACGUCCACUUUGUGAGCUGCCCGUAAUUUCUCUUGGGCAUUCACAGCGCUGACUUGAGUAUUCAAGCCUCAUUACUACAAAGUAGAGCCCUGUGUACCAGGCUUACUUUUUACAGAUGAACACAGAAUAGACAUAACCUGCUGAUGGGAAUGAUGAAUGGGCUUCAAGUAGGUCUGAAAGUAUACUCUGAGCCUGUAGAUCAUUGAUAAGAUUUUAUUCAACCGUAUACAUUUAUUUCUUUGUAAUCAUUUUUCUUUAACUGAGGAUAUCUUGUUUCUGCUUCAUAGGGUGCUUUGAAAUAUAAGAUGAAAACUUAUUUAUACUGUUUUUACAAAGGUCAAAAAAGGAAACACAUGAAAAUCACUUUUCUGUAACUGGUAAACUACACAGACUGGACUCUUAACCUCCUAGUGCCUCCGUUUUUCCUUUGGGGUAUAAUCUUUGAGAUACACCUAUUUCACAGGGGUCAUGGAAGGAUUUGCAAGCUAGCGGGCCAUAUGCUUCCAUAUGAAUAAGGCACAUCCAACUAAUGUAAACUUAAAUGUCCUUCCCCCAGCUCCCAUUUAGAACUAAAAAAAAAAGACUGCAAUUUAGAUCCUUGAAGGCUUUGUUUGGAAUUAUUCUUCUUGUAUGUCUUCCAGAGCUUCACUCAUUUAGAUGUCCCUUGUACUUUAAAGAUUUCUUUCAUUCGAAGGCGUAGUAGCAAAUAAUUUUUAAGCAUUCUUGGUAUGUGUGAUGUUGGGUUAAGCAUCAUGUGUUCAGAGUGUUUUCAAUAAGAAAGAAACCCAUCCCUCGCAUAGAGGAUGGUUCUGUGUUUGCCUGAAGAAAAAAAGUGUGAGAAUACAAUUUGCUUUCCUCAAGAAUCUUUUUUCCUUAUUUUUUUCUUUCAUGUAACUUGGUGUUUUUUAUUUUUUAAUCACAUCUUGAUUAAAAUGUGUCUAUCUAAUAUUUGCUUUUUAAAAACUGUCCUCUAUUUAUUUAGGGGGAAAAUGAAGCAAGUAACUGAAUUAUAUGUAAAAAUAAGGUUCAGACCUGUGGAUCAGGGAUUAUUUUCAAAAAUUAGAUAUCAAUUUGGUAUCAGAAAAUGGUGGCUUUUCUCUUAGUAAAUAAAUAAAUUAAAUGCAAAUUAAGAAUGAAGCAAUUGUGAUUUAUUACAGGCAAUGGGAAGUAACUAACUCCUAGGGAUAAUCAUUUGUAUCCUAUUCCAAAGUCUUAUUUUAUAGUUUGAAAAGCACUUUGCACACAGUUCUUGUAUAUACAAGUAAAGAUGUAAUUAUAGGAUAUAGUGUUACUGCUUUGUUUAACAAGAAACUCAUUUAAAAUUUUAAAUGGACAGCUGGUAUUUUUUUAAUGAUCUACUUCUUUUCUGUUUCUUUAUUGUAAAACUAAGUUAAAAAUAAAAGGUUAAUGAGAAA